GGCUAAGUUGGCUGUGACCAACCGAAAGCAAGGCAAAAAAAAAACAUUAACUACAAUAGUAAUAGGCUUUAUGUUAUUGUGUAUGUUUCGUAAUUUAUGUAUUAAUUUGAUUUCCAUCUAAAUUUUCCAAAUAUGUUUUAAUCAUAUUUAGAAGUAAGUAGUAAGCACGAUGGAUUCAAUUAGCAAGAAGUUCAUCACCGAAAUGUUUUUGGACAGCGACAGUGUUACAUCUAUAAACAGGCUAGUGGUUGCUGCUGCGAAAGUAGUUAAUGAAAACGUUGAAAACAUUUCAACUAUUAAUGAGAUAUUUCAAAAUGAAUAUGAUCAAGGAUUGCUCCCCAACGACACGAACCAGAAAAAAGUUAAAUAUGGACUUUCGGUCUCACGCACAUCGAAGAACUUUUAUGAAGAAAAUAUUAUACAUUUUACUAAUGAUGACUAUGUGGAAUUUUUCAAAAUGAAAAAAAGCACAGUGGAUGCUCUCAUCAACUUUUUGAAAGACUUAAUAAAGGCUGGAAGCAUUGUUCCAUUAGAUAAAAAAGUCCAUGUCUUUCUUUGGCUGUUGAUCAACUCAUCAUCUUGCAGCGAGGUUGGCCUCCUGUUCAACCUGCAUAAAUCAACAGUGAAUGUGAUAUUCCAUGAGAUUGCUACACUGUUAACUGAGCAAAGAUAUAAUAUCAUCAGCUGGCCAUCAAUAGAAGAGCAGCAUCUCACAAGGGUAAAAGUUAAUAAUAGAUUCAAUUUUCCAAAUUGUGUGGGUUUCAUUGACGCUUGCAGAUUAAAGGUAUCAUCUAUAAGAAAUAAAAAAUCAAAACCUGAAAUAAUUCUUCUUCAAGCAGUCUGUGAUGAGUCACUCAUGUUUAUAGAUAUUCAUGUGGGUGAAAUUGGAAGAACAAGGAAAGCAAGAGUAUUUAGAGAUAGUAAACUUGCUCAAGAGCUGAAGAAUUUUAUUGAUUUUGAAAAUCACAUUCUAGGUGAUUCUCAGUAUAAGUUGAGGAAAAAUUUGAUAACUCCUUUUUCAAGUGAAGAAUUACUAACCAGUGAAGAGAUGAAGUUCAAUGAGGUGCACUGGAAAGCUCGCUCAUAUAUUGGUCAUGCAUUUGAGCUGCUUAAAGAGAGAUUUAGAAAGUUAAAUCAUAUUGACAUCAACAGGCCUGAAACUGUUAAAACACUGAUAUAUGCUUCAUGUGUGCUUCAUAACUUUAUUUUACUCCAUGAGGGGUGCCCAGAUUUGAAAGAGGAAGCAAUUGCUUGUAGUGAUGGUGUUGUUAUUGAUACAAAUAUUGUCACAAGUGCAGUUGAAAAGCGCCAGUUUUUAUGCAAUUAUAUUAAUUAUUUGGAAAGUACUUGACCCUUUUGAACGCCAUAAUAAAUAAUGAGGCGCGUCAUUGUGAACCUUGUCAAAAUGCACAAAGGUUGAUAUUGGGAUGUCGCUGCGCGUGUCAGUUGACAUCCUUGGCGACCAAAGAUCAAUUAUCAUUCAAAAAUAAACAUCACUGCACCGGCAACCAAGACAUGGCUACUAUGGUGGUAAUUACAAUGAGGCGUUUUCAGGAUGCAGUGACAAUGGUAUAACUGAAGAAGAAUUGUUCGACAUGAUGGCAGGGUGUUCAUCCUCACACCCUAGGACUUAAACGGUCGCGGACUCUGCGGUUUAAGAGGAAUUUCCUCCCGCGAACGUUUCGGCUGUCGAAUGAGCUUUUUGCCGAGGUUUUCCCGAGGGGCUACAGUAUGGGGUUAUUCAAAAAAGGAGUGUACAGGUUUUUUAAGGGUCGGCACGCGCAUGUAAUACCUCUGGUGUUGCAGGCGUUCAUAGGCUACGGUGACUGCUUACCAUCAGGCGGGCCGUAUGCUUAUUUGCCACCGUCGUGGUAUAAAAAAGAAACUGCCUUAUAAAGCAUUAUAAAAUAAACUAAUAUUUCUCUAGUAA
This is a messenger RNA of Cydia pomonella (codling moth), 1930 nucleotides long. RefSeq lists its product as uncharacterized. NCBI's taxonomy places the organism in Eukaryota, Metazoa, Arthropoda, Insecta, Lepidoptera, Tortricidae. The record is from RefSeq and is a predicted model, not a curated record. The transcript is spliced from 2 exons. The coding region runs from base 170 to 1351 and encodes 393 amino acids.